AUGGCAGCAGUGGUCUCUGACCAGCUCAGCCUCUCAGUGAUCUGGAGGCUGAGGAACCUGAAGGUGGUUGUGGAAUGGAGCCGAGACCAGUAUCACGUCCUGUUUGACUCGUAUCGAGACAAUGUGGCGGGCAAGUCCUUCCAGAACCGGUUAUGUCUGCCGAUGCCGAUCGACGUGGUGUACACCUGGGUGAACGGCACAGACGCCAGUUUGAUCCGGGAGCUGGGCGCAGUGAGGGAGAGGAUGGAGGAGGAGCAGAGAGUGCUGAGGGAACACCUUGGAAGGAAUACUAGCAACACAACUGAAGUGCCAAAGGCCAGCGAGAAGCCCGAAUGUCUGCUGUCCCACUGUAUCAACGCGCCCAUUCUGGUGCUGGACCCUGCCCUGCCCAGCAACGUCUCCCUGAAGGACCUGGCUGCCGUCUCUCCCUCCCUGCACUCCGCCACGCAGAUCCUGCACGUGGCCAAGCCCAAGAACCCCUCCACCAGCGUCACGGUGCUCAUGUUCGACUCCCAGGGCGAAGCAAAUGAAGCUCAUGCAGCGAUGCUGAACGAGGGCCUGCAGAACUCCAUCUCAAGGGCAUAUCUGACUACGGAUAAGGAGGCACCGGGGCUGGUGCUCAUGCAGGGCCUGGCGUAUCUCAGCGGCUUUCCUGCCUCCUUCAAGGAGACGGAGCAGCUGAGAGUCAAGCUGCCGCAGGUGGUCACCAGUAAGAUCAAGCAGCUACAGCUAUAUUCCGAAGCCAGCAUCGCCCUUCUCCAUUUGAACAGUCCGAAGGAUUUCUCGGAGCUGACUCAGCAAGCCAGGAAGAACUUGACCGUAGAUGGGAAGGAGCUCACGGUCAGUCUGGCAUACCUGUUCUGGGAUCUCAGCAUCAUCAGCCAGUCCAAGCAAGAUGAGGACGUGUCAGCCAGUCGCUUUGAGGACAACGAGGAGCUGCGCUACUCCCUGAGGUCUGUGGAGAAGCACGCCCCCUGGGUCCGGCACAUCUUCAUCGUGACCAACGGGCAGAUCCCCUCCUGGCUGAACCUGGACAAUCCCAGAGUGACCAUUGUGACACAUAAGGAGAUUUUCCUCAACGACAGCCACUUGCCCACCUUCAGCUCCCCUGCUAUCGAAAGUCACAUCCACCGGAUCCCGGGGCUGUCGCAGAAGUUCGUCUACCUGAACGACGACGUCAUGUUUGGAAAGGACGUGUGGCCGGACGACUUCUACAGUCACUCCAAGGGACAGAAAGUAUACUUGGAUCAGCCAGCUGCUAACUAAUAAGAUGGGCGAGAUGGGCAGAUCGGCUUCCUUUGCUUGUCCACCCUGAAUUGGUGUUUGUGCUGUGUGGUCUCCGCAGGGGCGACGGGGAGCAGUCGGUUUGGAGCAGCAGGGGGCGGAGCGGGGGCGGCGGGCGGCCACGGGCAGGCCUGGAACUUUGCGGGUGGCUUAGGGGGCAUCGGCGGCGUCUCCUACUGCAAUCAGGGCUGCGCCAACUCCUGGCUAGCAGAUAAGUUUUGUGACCAGGCCUGCAACGUGCUGUCCUGCGGCUUCGAUGUUGGCGACUGUGGGCAAGAUCACUUCGGCCAGCUGUACAAAGUAACCCUGCUGCGGAACAAGACCCACUACUCCAUUCCGCAGGGGGAGACCAAGCCUUACUUCAGCUUCGAGGGGAUCGCCAAGAGAAUCUCCGAGGCCUUCGUCAGCGACGACCCCAUCGUGCGUCACACGUCCGUGGCCAACAAGUGGAAGACCAUGCAUCUGCUCCUGCACGGCGGCAUGAACGCCACCACCAUCCAGUACAACUUCACCUUCCAGGGCGAGGGUGACCAGGAAUUCAAAAUGACCAUCACAGUGGACGUGGACACCCGGGAGGUCCAGAAGUCCAAUGUGACCCAGGCUCAGAAGGAUGAUGGGAGGGACGUCAAAGCCACUGCUUCCCCGCUGGAGCCAGAGGUCUCUUUUGAAGACGUGCCCACAGACAAGCAAGGGCCUAGAAUUCACAGAAGGCCCCCGGCGGACACCGAGGAUGCCAUUGAGGUGCCAGUGCUGGAUGCGUCCUUACUGCCUGCUGAUGUGCAGAGUGAGCUGCAGAAGCUAGAGGAAAAGCUGGAGAAAGGAGAUCUCACUCUUAAAGGCUAUAACCUCACCAAAGCUGCUCUCCUGGAGCCCUUUAGGGUAUCGGCCUGGGCCAGAGGACGCGAUCAAAGUCAUAAUGGCAGCAACGUUGGGAAACCAGUGCAGGUGAAGUCCCAGGAAGGUGUGGAUCCCCACAGACCUUACAGAGACUUUGGAGGUGAACAUUCGGAGAAGGAGAAGGAGAAGGUGCCGCCCCAUCUACCAGCUCCAGAGCGCAAGACCCAGCUGACCUCUCCUCCCGUCCGAGUUCAGAUGGAUGAUCAGCCGCUCCGUGAGGCGGAUCAGAACCGGCCUCGAGCCGGGGCUCUGCCAGCUGCAGCCCAAGACCUGGCCCCCUCCCGGAUACUGAGUUCCCUGGUGGGAGGUGUCCCAAGGGCGAAGGAUCCGGAAGAAACGCAGAUGGAGAAGGCGAGCCCCAGAGAGAGGGACCCGGAAAGGGAGCUGCACGGGGGGGUUCCUCUGGGCCGGAGACUCCAGCAGUACUCGGUCAGCGGCAGGGGCUUCCUCCCCUGGGAGAAGAGGAAAUAUUUCCAGGACCUCUUGGAAGAAGAAGAGAGGCUGAGGAAGGAGCUGGAUUAUCAAACGGACGUGAGAGCUGUUGGCAGGAAGCUGCGAGACACGUUCGCGGACUCCCUGCGCUACGUGAACAGGCUCCUGAACGGCCAGUUCGGCUUCACGUCGCGGAAGGUCCCCGCCCACAUGCCACACAUGAUCGACCGGCUCGUCAUGCAGGAGCUGCAGGACAUGUUUCCCAAAGAGUUUGACAAGACUUCGUCCCACAAGGUGCGGCACUCCCAGGACAUGCAGUUCGCCUUCUCCUACUUCUACUACCUGAUGAGCGCGGUGCAGCAGCUCAACAUCUCCCGCGUCUUCGACGAAGUGGACACGGACAGCUCCGGGGUGCUGUCGGACCGGGAGAUCCGCACGCUGGCCACCAGGAUCCACGAGCUCCCGCUCAGCCUUCAGGAUUUAACAGGACUGGAGCAGACGCUGAUAAACUGUUCAAAGUCGCUGCCCUUGAAUGUCACCCACAUCGACACGAUCAACCCCACGCAAGAGGCAUAUUAUGAUCCCAGCAUGCCUCCCGUGACCAAAGAUUUGGUCAUCAACUGCAAGCCGAUCACAGACCGUAUCCACAAGGCCUACAGAGAACAGAACAAAUACAAGUUUGAAAUCAUGGGCGAAGAUGAAAUUGCCUUCAAAAUGGUGAGAACGAAUGUGUCGCAUGUGGUUGGCCAGCUGGAUGAUAUCAGGAAAAACCCCAGGAAGUUCGUCUGCCUGAACGACAACAUCGACCACGGCCACAAGGACGCCCCCACGGUGAAGGCGGUCCUGCGGGACUUCUACGAGUCGAUGUUCCCCGUCCCCUCCCAGUUCGAGCUGCCGCGAGAGUACCGCAACCGCUUCCUGCACAUGCGCGAGCUGCGUGAAUGGAGAGUGUACAGAGAUAAGCUGAAGUUUUGGACUCACUGUGUUCUGGUGACCCUAGUUGUGUUCACAGUUAUCUCAUUUUUUGCAGAACAGCUGAUCGUACUGAAGCGCAAGCUGCUGCCCAGACGGAGGACCAAGGAUCUCAAUCCUGAGCGGGUGUAGGGUGCGCCCGUCCCGUCUACCUUCAACCCCCCUGAGGUGUGCCAGCGGGACAUGGCUCCCCCAGAGCGGACAAGGAGAAGUAGCGUCCUGAAGGGCUGCCGGUUCGAAGUGCGUCUCGCUGUGGCACCUCGCACCCCCCCCGGCGAGGACUCUCCGACGCUCCCUCCCUUGAUUGGCAGUGCCUGCCGGCUCCGCUGGUGUGGGUUGGGAUGGCUGACAUUUCAUCCAGCUCCGAGAGGGGGGGGGUCUGCUCUGAGCAGAGGCAGCUGGAGUGAAAGCAGGGAGCUGCCAAGGGGUCAUAACUCUGGAAACUCGAGCCCCCCUGGGGGGUUAGUCCGUGGACAGGCUGUUCCCCGCCAUUUCUCUCAAGCCAGCAGGGCUUUUGAAUCGCUGCUUUGAAAUCGGGCUCCCUGGAUGAAUGCAAUUUUAAAACCUAAUCUCGGCGCGUUUCAGUAAAUUGGGCUACGACGGAAGGUUUACAGCGCUGAUGAAGUUAAAUGGCCAUGUUCAUAAUUAGAAGCCGUUAACAGCGAUGUCAUCCCGUCCAGUGUGCGUGUUUUCAGCGUGCAGGCGGGGGGCAGCGUUAGAGGUUUCCGUGCUUUGCUCGCGUGUCCGUCUACACAAGAAGUGCCUGUUCUGCAGUGGUCGAACCCACUGGAAGUGCUUUGGAGCAGUGUGGGUGCUGUCAUUGUCAUCUGGGCAGGGGGUUUAGGUCUCUACACGUGCGGUAGUAUUAGCUGGUCCGUUUGUCGCAGAGCACUCAAGGACUACAAAUGGUAGGGUUGGGAACUAUGAUCGAUGUUUUGUACAGAAGAGAUUUUUAAAAAUUGUACUUGAAGACUUUUACAAUACCUCCACAUCAGCCAAGACGGUUUCCCUUAAAUGUGCAUAGUGUACGUUUUUGUACAGUUAACUUUAUGGAACAAGGCUUAAGGAGACAUUUUGAAGAUGUAAAUGGCUUUUCUUUUAAGUUAAUUUCCUGAUAAAAAAAAAGGACUAUCCUUCCAGCUUACAGCAACUUCAAGUUUUGAAUCCUAUUUUAUUUUAUAGGCCAGGCAGAACUGAUUUGGAAUUGCUUGGAUGAAAGAGAUGGGUGAUCAUAAAAAAUAAAUGUGAAUUUUCAUU
Lepisosteus oculatus (spotted gar) is the source of this 4842-nucleotide messenger RNA. Lineage: Eukaryota; Metazoa; Chordata; Actinopteri; Semionotiformes; Lepisosteidae. The record is from RefSeq and is a predicted model, not a curated record.